Heteronotia binoei (common prickly gecko) is the source of this 1440-nucleotide messenger RNA. RefSeq names its product parvalbumin like EF-hand containing (gene PVALEF). The transcript is spliced from 5 exons. The record is from RefSeq and is a predicted model, not a curated record. Gene Ontology annotation, molecular function: calcium ion binding. NCBI's taxonomy places the organism in Eukaryota, Metazoa, Chordata, Lepidosauria, Squamata, Gekkonidae. Bases 255 to 659 code for a protein of 134 amino acids. Gene Ontology annotation, cellular component: cytoplasm; nucleus.
UCAUCCUGAUCUGUAUGAUAUCUGAUGCUGAGUGUCCACUGACAAUUGAUAAUACCACAGCCCACGAAGAUCAUCCAUUAACGCCUUGAAAGGGCCCUGGAGAAUUGAAGGAUGCGUCUUUGACAGGUGCAUCUCUCCACAAAUAGCAAAGCUGAGCAAAGGGACCGGUCCCUAUAAAAAGCCAGGGACAUGAUUUAGAUUUUCAAAAGAGACCUGCCAAGACUCAAGCUGAGAAAGUCUACAUAAGUGGCAGCAUGGAGGACGAUUUUGCUUGCCAAGUCAAGAAGAUGGCCUUGGCCAUGGGAGCAUCCCUGACGGACAAGGAUCUUGACCUGCUGCCUUCAGACAUGAGGCAUCAUGCUUCAUUCAACUAUGCCAAAUUCUUCGACUAUAUGCAGAAGUUUUUGACGUCAGAUCAGCGAGAAACGCACUUGAAAAAGGCUUUCCAGUUGCUUGACAAGGAUGGUAGUGGCUUCAUUGAAUGGAAUGAAAUCAAGUACAUCUUAUCCACAGUGCCCAGCAACAUGCCCUUGGUGCCCUUAUCAGAUGAAGAAGCUGAAGCUAUCAUCCAAGCAGCUGAUACAGAUGGAGAUGGGCGGAUUGAUUUUCAAGAGUUUUCUGACAUGGUCACAAAGGAGAAGAUUCCAAAGAAAAAAUAGAAGAGGAACAGAUGAGCCUUUUUCAACUUUCCCUACUCAGAGUGUUGUGCAGGGUGGGGGUACUGGAGCUUGCCUGUGCAUCUGUUCUUUUUGUCAGACCCCCCUCUGUAUUACUUUGCUAGAUGGGAGGGAAGAACUCUUCCACUGAGUCUGGUCUUGCCAAGAGUGUAGAGAGCCAGGGCUUCCCCCUUGAGGACAGGAAGAUAUCAGGGGGAGUCAAUGCUGCUCUCUCCUAACCAGGGAGUCCAUUAUGAAAUUCCUCAUGCCCCUUGAAAUAUUUGAAAUGUUUCCAUGAGGGGGGAUAGAUAUAUAUAUCCUCACAGACUUAUUAUUUAGCCCAAAAUGCCCUUCAGCAGAAGCAAAAACCCCCAAAGUAAAAUCCCACUCUCCAGAUCUUUAGGAAAAUAGUUUCCAGAGACUCAGGCUUCCACUGGCUUUGUGGCAACUCACUACUCAGCCCUUGCCCAUCAGCUGUAUCUUUCCUUCUCCCUAGAGUCAGUUUAUGUCUAUUGCCAUUGACUUCUGCCUUUGCCAGAGGCGAGUCUGGUUGCCUGACUGCAUGAUAUCCAAUAGUUACAUAUCUGCAUUAGGCAGAACAUGAGAACCGACGAGUGAUGUAUAUACAUAUACAGUAUGUGCAUCUUUAGAGCCCACCUCCGAGUACUGUGUUCUGCUUCCUGAUCCCAUUGCCAUCCUUCCCGAAGAGAGCUAUACAUGCAAAAUAGAUCAGCUACUUUUGUCACAUUCUGGUAAAAGCAAAUAAAGCCACUCUCCUGUGUUA